AUGGCCGCCUCGGUGACAUCCGCUCUGCUUUUCUCGCUGCUCUCGCUCGUCUCGGCAUCGCCUUACCCACUGCUUGCGGUCAGGCAGGAGGCGAUCUCCCAAUGCCCUUCUGGCGCUCCAGGCUUCGCCACCAUUGGAGCCUCCUGUAUUCGCUCCGGAGGAUCUGCUUAUGUCAAAUCCCUUUGUGGAGCAUAUCCGCCACUCACCACGGUGACUGAGUCCAUCACAGCAACCACAACCGAGUCCUUCACCGUCACUUCAGCGGCUCAGACCGUUUACACRCCGCCCCCAAUUUCCAGGACCGUGCUCUCAUGUAUCGCUGACAAGCGCAGUACCACCACGGAAAUCGUGACUGCCACGAAUGGCACUCGCACAACUCAUGUCGCGACCAACACCAUCACGGAUACGAUCACCGCAACCCAGUACACGUGCCCCAUUACCAGUCUUAUUGGCAUAGUCGCAAGACAGGCCGGGCCGUCCUCUUCACUUGCUGCACCAAGUUGUCUCUCAGAAUACAGAGAUGAACGGGGUCGAGAGGGAAUCAGAGAUGCGUGCAGCUGUCUGAUCGCUGCCCGAAGUACUGGUACCACCACAAUCACGCUCGCUAUUGACACCGCUACCUCUUCUGCUACGAAUACCAUUCUUGGAACUACCACCAUCAGAGGAACCACAAUCGUCACGAACAUCACCACUGCUUACGCUACGGUGACUAGGACUGACACUAUGACAACAACGGUCCCUCACAUCACAGCCCACGUCAGCACCACCACUGUCCUCACCACUGUAACAACCAUUCUCCCAACUCCCACCCCGUCCCGCUUCCGCCUCUACUACAACUCCACAUCUACCUCUCCCUCCUCCGGCCUUCUCCCCAAGAAAAUCUUUGCCGGCAAAGUGCCUGCCCCUGGAGACCCUACCGUCUCCGAACUCGGAUUCUCCAAUGCCACCCGAGCAGGCGACAUCUUCACCCUCAACCGCAACAACGAACUCGUUGACGUGACAUUUGGAAGAACGAUCACAACCAGAAACAAGCAGGAUGCCUAUCCCUUCUUGUUCCUCAACAGAGACGAAGAUAUCGAUGCGGAUGAUAGUCUGAUAAUCCCGACUUGCUCUGUCUGCAGUGGCGUGCUCACUUGUGGAAGUCAGAGUCGUUUUGCGGUUUGUUUGUCGCAGCAAUUGUUAACUUUGGGCCCUGCAGGAAAUUGGGCUGGGAAUGGAACCGAUUGCAAGUUUGUUGAGCUCGGUUUGGAGGCGGUGGGAGGGAAUGUGACGAGAAUUGGAUUUUGA
Molecule: messenger RNA, 1287 nt
Organism: Ramularia collo-cygni
Lineage: Eukaryota; Fungi; Ascomycota; Dothideomycetes; Mycosphaerellales; Mycosphaerellaceae
Exons: 6
Coding region: 1-1287 (428 amino acids)
Source: RefSeq, a predicted model, not a curated record